AUGCCUCCUAAACCUAAGUCAAAACCCAAUAACCCCCCAAGUCAGCCAAUCCAACUCUCCAACUUGAUCAACCCAAACACAAACAUUUUACCCUACAAUUAUAUUGCUGAACUGGUUUCAGCAUUGUCUAAACCAGGCAAGAAGGGAGAGGACAAAGGGGAAGACAAGGACAGGUAUAAGGGUAACAGAGAGGACAAAGACAAAGGCAAAGGCACAGGCAUGGCCAAGGGUGGGGGUCAAAGUGAAUGUGUGGGCAAGGGCAAGGGCAAGGGCAAGGGCAAGGGCAAGGGCAAGGGCAAGGGCAAGGGCAAGGGCAAGGGCAAGGGCAAGGGCAAGGGCAAGGGCAAGGGCAACGGCAAGGAUGAAGAUCAGGAUGAAGGCAAAGUGUCAUGA
Molecule: messenger RNA, 393 nt
Organism: Rhizoctonia solani
Lineage: Eukaryota; Fungi; Basidiomycota; Agaricomycetes; Cantharellales; Ceratobasidiaceae
Exons: 3
Coding region: 1-393 (130 amino acids)
Source: RefSeq, a predicted model, not a curated record